GGCAUAUUUGCGCUACUGGCGGGUACAGCGUUGUGCUGUCUUUCUGUCAUGGCUCGCACUAAGCAAACUGCUCGGAAGUCUACUGGUGGCAAAGCGCCACGCAAACAGUUGGCCACUAAGGCAGCUCGCAAGAGCGCUCCGGCUACCGGCGGCGUGAAAAAGCCCCACCGCUACCGGCCCGGCACUGUGGCUCUGCGCGAGAUCCGUCGUUAUCAGAAGUCCACUGAACUGCUCAUUCGUAAACUACCUUUCCAGCGCCUGGUGCGCGAGAUUGCGCAGGACUUUAAAACAGACCUGCGUUUCCAGAGCUCCGCUGUGAUGGCUCUGCAGGAGGCGUGCGAGGCCUACUUGGUGGGGCUGUUUGAGGACACCAACCUGUGCGCCAUCCAUGCUAAGCGCGUCACUAUCAUGCCCAAAGACAUCCAGCUCGCCCGCCGCAUCCGCGGAGAGCGGGCGUGAUUACUCUGGCAGCUUUGACGGUCCAAUCAAAGGCUCUUUUCAGAGCCACCACCUUUUCAAGUAAAGUAGCUGUAAGAAACCAAUUUAAGACCAAAGGGAAUGCAUCGGGAGCACUUUUCGUUUUAAUGCUCGCCACUGAAGGCUUCAAAAUCGUUCGAUUUCGGCCGGUCGCGGUGACUCACGGCUGUGAUGCAAGCUUUCUGGGAGGCUGAGGCGGGCGGAUCAGAGAUCAGGAGUUCGGGAUCAGCCUGGCCAACAUGGCCGAACCCCGUCUCUACGAAAAAUACAAAAACACGCCGGGCGCGAUGGCGAGCGCCUGUAAUCCCAGCUACACUCGGGAGGCUGAGGCAGGAGAAACUCUUGAACCUGAGAGGCAGAGGCUUCAGCGGAUCGAGAUUACGCUAAUGUACUACAGUCUGGGCGACUGCGAGAUUCAGUAAAAAAAAAAAAAAAAAAAAAAAAUCGACUUAAAAUAGUUCUGGAGUCAGAAUGGGUUUACGUUUAAUUCUUAAACCAGUUCCUCAAAGCCUGUAGCUCUGUUAAGAAAAUAAAGGCCAUUGGUCAAGC
Symphalangus syndactylus (siamang) is the source of this 1026-nucleotide messenger RNA. RefSeq names its product H3 clustered histone 1 (gene H3C1). Gene Ontology annotation, molecular function: protein heterodimerization activity; DNA binding; structural constituent of chromatin. The record is from RefSeq and is a predicted model, not a curated record. NCBI's taxonomy places the organism in Eukaryota, Metazoa, Chordata, Mammalia, Primates, Hylobatidae. Gene Ontology annotation, cellular component: nucleosome.